Messenger RNA from Symsagittifera roscoffensis, 2267 nucleotides. Its product is annotated as double-strand-break repair protein rad21 homolog. The transcript has a single exon. Gene Ontology annotation, molecular function: chromatin binding; protein binding. Gene Ontology annotation, cellular component: cohesin complex. The coding region runs from base 4 to 1845 and encodes 613 amino acids. Gene Ontology annotation, biological process: replication-born double-strand break repair via sister chromatid exchange; sister chromatid cohesion. The record is from RefSeq and is a predicted model, not a curated record. NCBI's taxonomy places the organism in Eukaryota, Metazoa, Xenacoelomorpha, Acoela, Convolutidae.
AAAAUGUUUUAUGCACAUUUCGUACUCAGCAAAAAAGGCCCCCUGGGAAAACUAUGGUUAGCAGCUCACUGGGAGAAAAAGCUGUCGAAAGCGCACAUUUAUGACAUCGACAUAGAGAAUAGCGUAGACGAUAUUUUGAAUCCUCAAUCGAAGAUGGCCUUAAGAACAUCGGGGCACUUGAUGUUGGGCGUGGUGCGUAUCCACAAUAGGAAGGCGAAAUACUUGCUGGCAGAUUGCAAUGAAGCCUUUGUCAAAAUCAAAAUGGCUUUUAGGCCAGGAGUUGACGAGACUGGUGUGGAUCUUCCCGAGCAAGCUGCCUUCAAUGCGAUAACACUUCCGGAUGUGUUUCAAGACUUUGAUACUUCUCUCGCAGACUUUGGAGACUUCACAAUUCCGACAAAUUUUACAAUGAACCAGAGUAGAUUGGAUGAAAUCACUUUAAAGGAAGACGUUGGGACGAUUCGUCUUCCCACUUUGGAAACCGAUGGUUUUGGAGAUGGAACUUUCGACGACAGAGAAAUUUUGAGGAAUGCAUCUUCAUUCCUCAAUUUGCCUGGUCUCGAGGGAGGAUUGCUACAAAAAGACAAAUCAAUCGAUCCUCUACAGAGUUUGGAUUUUGAGAAGGAUGCCUUCUUGAAUAGCGCUCUUGGGGAUCCUCCAAGUGUAAUGACUGAUGCCUUCGAUCCUCCGAGUGUUAUGCCGCCAAGUGUGAUGAGUUCGGUCAUUGACUCAGUUGCUCCUGUUGAUUCAGUUCAGCCUCCGCGUUUCUCUGAAAAUACAAUGCUGGGAAUAAAUCAGACAAACGACCAAACUACUUUGAUAAACCCCAAUGAAAACGCUUUUAUUCUUGAACCCCUUGAAAUUCAAAACAAGGAUAUCCGCCUGAAGAAGAAGCGCAAGCUUGUAAUCGACGAUAACAUUAAAAUUCAAGCAGCUGUAAUGAAAGCCCAAAUGGAAGACACAGGUGACGUUACCACACAACUGGAUUUGGCACCGCCUUCAAAGAAACUGAUGAUCUGGAAAGAAACCGGUAAUGUCGAGAAGCUGUUCGCAUUGCCUGGCCGCCAAGCUACAUGCACGACUGUGGCAUAUUUCUAUGGAAAGCACUUGAAAGCUGAAGUUCCACUUGAGUACAAGCCAGAUGAAACUCUUGAGCCUAUGCAGAUAGAAGACGAAACUAUAGAACAAAUGAGGGACAGCCGUGCAACUCGAGCUAAAGCACGAGAAUCAAAGCGUCUCGAGGAGAAAUCUUCUAUUGUCGGUAAUGCGAUGGUGUCACCAGCAAUUGCGUUCCAGGAACCACCAACCCCCGCUUUGGUCGACAACGUGAGCUUGAACAUGGAUCCUCCCACUCCUGUUAUUGUUGAUACCAACUUGCAGGACGCGACAAAUCACGAUUUCGCUGUUCCGAGUGUCCAAAAUGACCAUGACUUCCACGAUGACGGAAUCGGGGAUUUUUUCGGAGAUCUCUCACCUGGAUCUCCCGGGUCUGUGGGAGAACCAGGAUCUGUGCCCCCCGAGAACCCUGCUGACGAUGCGAUAUUUCAACAGGAAAUUGAAUCUGAUCACGAGGAUGACGAAACGGCAGAAGAGCAAGAAGACAGAAGGUGGAACAAACGGACACAACAGAUGGUCUCAAUUCUGGGACGACAUCUGCUUUCAAAAGAUUACGUAUCUUUCAAGGCCAUUUCGAAAGCAAACAACAGAAAGACGGCAGCUGCCAAGUUCUACACGCUUUUAGUCCUCAAAAAGCAUUCAGGAGUUGAAGUGGACCAGCUUCAACCAUUCACGGAUAUAAUAAUCUCAAAGGGAUCAGAUUUCCAGAGUUUGGCAAUCAAGUCUUAAAAAAGAAAUUCAACGAUUUUUAUUUUGGAGAACUCAAUGAAUUAAUUGUUCUGAAUUGAUAUUUGUCUUUUAUGCUUUUACUAUUUUCUUUUUACUGUGCAGAUUGUAAUUUGCUUGUUUCUGAAAUUAGCGGCCUUUCCUAUCAUUUGUAUUACUUUGAUAUAUUUCUUUCGAUAUCGUUUUCGCAAGCUUUGACCUGCUUCAAAAUGUUGUUUUACGUCAGUGAGCUUGUGGAGUUUAAUACCUUAACCAUAAUUGUCAAACAGUGUCAUAGUUUCUUAGUAAUUCUUUUUGGCUGUAAGUUUCUUGAUUUUGCAGUGUCCACAAUGUCUGAUUUGAUUUUAGAGUCUGGUGUAAUGCGAUUUAGAGUGUUUAUAUUUUUUAUGUAAUUUCCAUGACGGUGAAUUUACCUCGUCUGUUUG